Messenger RNA from Rotaria sp. Silwood2, 231 nucleotides. NCBI's taxonomy places the organism in Eukaryota, Metazoa, Rotifera, Eurotatoria, Philodinida, Philodinidae. The record is from the annotation of a GenBank genome assembly.
AUGAAAGCUAUACCGUUGAAUAAAGAUUCUAAAAGGACAGCACAUGGUGAACCAAUUGAAGAAGCAGCUGCAUCUGUUUGUCUUAAAGCUUCUGAUCAAAUUAUAGCUGUCGGUGUAAAUUGUGUACAUCCAGACACAGUUGUUCCUCUUAUCAAACAAAUGAAUAAAAUCGAUUGUGAUUUUAUAGCCUAUCCUAAUGCUGGUGUUAUAUGGGAUUCUGAAAAACAGUAA